Diabrotica virgifera virgifera (western corn rootworm) is the source of this 3797-nucleotide messenger RNA. RefSeq names its product disheveled-associated activator of morphogenesis 1 (gene DAAM). Lineage: Eukaryota; Metazoa; Arthropoda; Insecta; Coleoptera; Chrysomelidae. Gene Ontology annotation, biological process: actin cytoskeleton organization; positive regulation of actin filament polymerization. Bases 397 to 3696 code for a protein of 1099 amino acids. The transcript is spliced from 15 exons. The record is from RefSeq and is a predicted model, not a curated record. Gene Ontology annotation, molecular function: small GTPase binding; actin binding.
GUAACCAAAUAAUCAUUUGUGGUGAUUUUAUAUGUGUUGUGAAUGGUUUUUUAUUAAAAGAAUGUGUGUUUUAUUACUAUAAGACUCCUAGUUAGUGAAUAUAACUCAGGAUUUUAGCGUGUUUUUGUGAUAUUCACAGAUAUUUGAGACUUGAAAUCGGAAAUACCGAUCUGUAAACAACGAAUUUUUUGAUUUGUAAUCAACGAAUUUUUUUGAUUAUAUACAAUCAAUAACGUACACCACUGUCCUCGGAGAUAGUUAAGUCCAACAGUUUCAAUAAAGAAGCUGCCAGACUGACGUCCAAGGUGAACUAACGAGGGCCUACCAAAGUGUUCAUUAAAAAUUCCAGCGUGGGAUAACAUCAGUAACGCCCUGCCUCGAUUACACAUCCCAGCCAUGCCGGCCGUGCGCUCCAAGCGCGGCUGGUGUGGUUGCCUCCAAGAUGACGAGCCACCCGAAAUAACAUACUGCGUGGUGGAAAAUACAGGAACCCUUACGCUUCAAGCGAUAACACCCACACAACCGAUGCCUUCACAAGAAGAACUAGAUGUUAAAUUUGCUGAACUUGUGGAGGAACUCGACUUGACCGCCCCCAAUAAGGCAGCAAUGAUGAGUUUACCUCCACAGAAAAAAUGGCAGAUAUAUUGCUCAAGGAAGGGUGAAGACACAGAGGACCAAACACAUGCUCCUGAACACUACGUUGAAAGACUGCGAACUUUAGCUACAUUAGAAUAUCCAGAAACAAAUACCGAAGAGGAAGUUAGAUCUAGAACAAAACAAAUAGAUGGGCUGAAGACAGCGUUGCGAACAUCUACGCACAGCUUUGUGAUAAAAUUCAUCGAAUUAGACGGUCUCGUAGCUACAUUAGAAUGCUUGGAGAGAAUGGAUUACUUCACGGCCCAAAGCUCCAUUCACACAAGUAUCAUUGGUUGUGUUAAAGCUCUUAUGAACAAUUCGACAGGCAGAGCUCACGUAUUGGCUCAUCCCACAAGUAUUAACACAAUUGCUCAAUCGUUAAGCACGGAAAAUAUUAAGACAAAGAUAGCAGCGUUGGAGAUUUUAGGUGCUGUAUGCUUGGUUUCCGGAGGGCACAAGAAAGUUUUGGACGCCAUGCUACAUUAUCAAAAAUAUGCAUUCGAAAGGACGAGGUUUCAAGGGAUAGUGAACGAUUUAGACAGGUCUACAGGUGUAUACAGAGAUGAAGUAAAUUUAAAAACCGCAAUCAUGUCCUUUGUGAAUGCAGUAUUGAACUAUGGUCAAGGCCAAGAAAACCUCGAAUUUCGUCUACAUCUCAGGUACGAAUUCCUAAUGCUAGGAAUUCAGCCAAUCAUUGACAAACUGAGGGGCCACGAGAACGAAACUUUAAAUAGACAUUUAGACUUUUUCGAGAUAGUUCGAAAUGAAGACGAGAAGGAAUUGGCCAGGAAGUUUGAACAGGAGCAUGUAGAUACGAAAAGUGCCACUUCAAUGUUUGAGAUAAUUAGGAAGAAGCUAUCCCAUACCGCCGCAUAUCCGCAUCUCUUAUCAUUAUUAGAACAUUGUCUCCUAUUACCACUCGACUAUGGAUCAUAUCCUCAACACUGGCUGUUAUUUGAUAGAAUUGUUCAGCAAAUCGUACUUCAGCAGACAGAAGAAGCUAAGACCGUUAAAAACCCGGAUGUUUGUCCAAUAGAUAUAAACGUCAAGGAAAUUGUUCAUCUAUUGGCCAAAGAAGAAGAGCUUGUGGCAGCUAGAAAGAAAGCUGGAGAGCUAGAGAAAGAAAAUGUUGACAUGUCAAAUAAACUGGCCAAAAAGGAACAAGAAUUAGAUCAUAGGACACAGGAGAAAGAGGAUCUAGAAACUAGUUUAUCUAGAAUAAAAGAGAGAUUAGAGAAAGAAACUAGCUCCCAUAUCGAAACAAGGCAAAGGUUAAGUGAAUUAGAAUAUAAAGCAGCUGAUCUCGAUCGACAAGUGUUGUCCGAGCGUGGUGAACGUCACCGAUUAGAACUUCUAGUCAACUCUGGUUCUAUACCUGACGACGCCAAAGCCAUCAGUCUCAACAAAGCUCUGGAACCUUCCACCGUCGAAUGCAAAAACGAAUUCAUUUCCUCAAUUCCUCCACCACCUCCUCUAGCUCCUCCACCUCCACCUCCGGGACCACCAGGUCCGCCACCGCCACCUUGUGCUCCCAUGGCACCACCAGCGGAACCGCUCAAAAUCGAAAUACAGAAGAAGAAUAUCCCUCAACCUUCUAACCCCCUAAAAAGCUUCAACUGGUCUAAAUUGCCGGAUGCUAAGUUGAACGGUACUAUUUGGAGCGAACUCGAUGAUAGCAAAUUAUAUAAUACGAUGGAAUUGGAUAAUAUUGAUAAACUAUUUUGUGCAUAUCAAAAGAAUGGUGUUACGAACGAUGGAUCAAUCGAAGACCUGCGCCAACUUGGAAAGAACCGUACGAAAAUAUUAUCAGUAAUAGAUAGUAGGCGCGCUCAAAACUGUACCAUUCUUCUUUCUAAACUAAAAAUGUCCGACGAAGACAUAACCAAAGCUAUAUUAAGUAUGGACAGCAAGGAACAACUUCCUAUGGACAUGGUUGAACAGCUCUUGAAAUUUACACCGAGCUCUGAAGAAGCCGCUUUGUUGGAAGAACACAGCGAUGAAAUUGAUUCGUUGGCCCGAGCUGAUAGAUUCCUUUAUGAAAUAUCCAAGGUUCCCCAUUACGAACAACGUCUAAGAAGUCUCCACUACAAGAAACGUUUCCAAGUUACCCUUAACGAAAUCUUACCCAGAAUAACAGGAGUGAUGGAAGCUUCGCGAGAAGUAUCUCGAUCCCGAAGGCUACGAAAGCUUUUGGAAAUAGUCUUAGCCUUAGGUAACUAUAUGAAUAGAGGAGCUAGAGGUAACGCCUCGGGCUUCCGUUUGGCAUCGCUAAAUAGACUGUCUGAUACAAAGUCAAGCGCUGCGAAGGGGACCACAUUACUACAUUAUUUAGUACAAGUUUUAGAAAAGAAGUUCAAAGAUAUACUGCGAUUAGACGAAGAUCUACCUCAUGUUCGUGAAGCUGCCAAAGUAUCACUUGGUGAAUUGAACAAAGAUAUGGCCCAAUUAAGAGCCGGUUUAAAGGAUGUAGCACGCGAAAUAGAAUUCCACAGAAGCCAAAGCCCAUUAGCCAAUGACAAAUUCGUACCGGUCAUGAGGGAAUUUCAGGCUACAGCUACGUGCAGACUUGCUGAAAUCGAGGAUCAGUACCAAGAUAUGAAGAAUCGAUUCGAUAGAGCCGUCCGUCUCUUCGGAGAAGAUCCCAGCAACACCCAACCCGACGAAUUCUUCGGCAUCUUUGACACAUUCCUUAACGCUUUCAUCGAAGCGCGACAGGACAACGAAAACAUGCGUAGGCGCCAAGAAGAAGAGGAAAAGAGGGCUAAACAAGAAGCAGAUUUAAAAAAGUUGACUCUGGAAAGGAAGCACAGCAGGGAGGGAAUUUUAACGUCGAUUAAUAAAAGUUUGAGUUUGAAAAGGGGAGAAAAGAACGGCGAUAAAGGAGAGUUCGAUGAUUUGAUAUCUGCGUUAAGAACCGGGGAUGUUUACGGAGAAGAUAUUGCAAAGUUUAAGCGCUCACGAAAAAGUCGAGUAGGUACCGGCAACUCACCUCCACGACGCAAUUCAACCACGAGAGAAGAUAGUAGAGAGAGGAUAGUCACUACCGGACGAAGGCAGUGAACAAUCCUGAUGUAAAAAUAUCUCAGUAGUACUAAAUCUUUUAUAGUUUUUGUUUUGUAAAUGUUUUAUUUGAUGUAUAUAUAAUUUUACUACUAAUGAAA